AUUAUUUCUGUACUACAAAUCAUUAUUCAAUUAUAAAUAGAAAUUAUGUUAUAGAAACCUUAUUUGAAUGAUUAAAUUUUGGUUGAAUCAAUCUCUUAUAACUACUGCUCGUAAAUGGCUACUUUUGAAAGUCAAUUUAUUGCAUUUUCCAAGUUUGGUGAUACAAGAUCCGAUGGUACAACUAUUUCCCUUUCACAGAGUGAUAAAUGGAUGAAACAAGCAAAAGUAAUAGACAAGAAUAUCACUACAACAGACACAGCAAUAGCUUUUAAUAAAUUAAAACAGAAAACCUUAUCAUUAGAGGAUUAUAAUAAAUAUAUCAACGACCUUGCUAAUACAAAAAAUAUUGCUCCUAAACUUCUACGAGAUAAAAUGGCAAGCUGCGGUUUGCCAGGCACACCGAACACCACACAACCAACUAACAGUGAUACUGUGAGUCGUCUAACAGACACCACCAAUUACACUGGAAGUCAUAAAGAAAGGUUUGAUGAGUCUGGUAAAGGAAGAGGAAAAGAAGGACGUACAGAUGCAUCUGCAAAUGAUGGAUAUGUCCAAGGCUACAAGCAUAAAGAUACUUAUGAUGAAAAACAUACAACUAAAUAAUUAUAACUAUAUUAAAGCGUAACAAACCACAUACAAAUUUCUAUCCUUUUCCAUAUAAUGACUUAUUCUUCAAUCAAUACCUUUACUAAAAAUUCUUUAAGGAACACUCAUACUCUCAUCUAAAAGAAAUUCAUUCAUAAUAUACAACAUAUCCGAAUUUACUGAAUAGUUGAAGAAUCCAAUUAUCUCCAAAGUUCAAAUAUGACUUUCUUCCUGGCCUCUGUGCCAUUCUAAUUCUCUCUAUAAACGACAACAAUAUAAACUCGUACUCCAUUCAUGUACGAAGAAUGUACUAUCCUAUCCCACAGGGAAAAGUACGUACUAUCCUUUUUACGUAGUACGCUA
Messenger RNA from Cephus cinctus (wheat stem sawfly), 948 nucleotides. Its product is annotated as TPPP family protein CG45057-like. NCBI's taxonomy places the organism in Eukaryota, Metazoa, Arthropoda, Insecta, Hymenoptera, Cephidae. The transcript has 3 exons. Gene Ontology annotation, cellular component: microtubule. Gene Ontology annotation, biological process: microtubule polymerization; microtubule bundle formation; positive regulation of protein polymerization. Gene Ontology annotation, molecular function: tubulin binding. The coding region runs from base 115 to 603 and encodes 162 amino acids. The record is from RefSeq and is a predicted model, not a curated record.